Messenger RNA from Oppia nitens, 811 nucleotides. RefSeq lists its product as uncharacterized. NCBI's taxonomy places the organism in Eukaryota, Metazoa, Arthropoda, Arachnida, Sarcoptiformes, Oppiidae. The coding region runs from base 5 to 811 and encodes 268 amino acids. The record is from RefSeq and is a predicted model, not a curated record. The transcript is spliced from 3 exons.
AUAUAUGGUAUUAAUGUUUAUUACGCAAACUGUAUGUAAAUUACCACAUAAGGCAUGGAUUGGAUUUGAAGAUAAUUCUGAAUUUUCGAGACAACGUCAACGCCAACGGAGACCACUGAACCGUUUGCCACACGAAGUGGCCUCUGAUAUCUACAAACAAUAUAAAGACUCAAUAUAUGUGAGCCGUUAUUAUAACGCAUCGUUUGUCUGUCAGAUCCCAUUCUUUUCUUUGACAUUACCUCAAAGGGAAUGGGAUGGCUCUGUUAGACCAUCUAAUAUGGGUUAUUCAAUAGGUUAUCCUAUAAUUCAGGCCUUAUUUAUUUUGGCCGGAAUAGCAUUGGUUUCUCCGAUAAUCUUUCCAGAAGAACGUCGAAGAAGUCUCGAAAGUCCAAUGAAUGUCGAUUUCAUUAAUAAUUUUCUUGAAAAUCAAUUAAACCUAAUGUCUGAGUCAGCAAUUGGUCGGUAUAUGAGUUCAGAUGAAAGACAUUCAAUGUUUUAUUUCUUUGAAACAAAUCUAAAGGCUGUUUUCGAGACUGUUCUUAACUCUUAUGACAAGUCAUUACAAUAUUUUCCACAUUUUGCUAAAACAAAAGUUCAAAACUGUUUUCAAUGGUCUGUUUGUGAAUUAUUCAAUAAACCAAAGAAAUAUGGAGUUAUCGGUCUAUUAUUCAGAAGUGUCUUCCCAUAUGAUAAUGUUUUCAAAAACAAAUCAUCAAAUGUUUUGUCUAAAUAUCAAUUGGCAGCUAUUUAUGGCCGAAAAACUAGUAAUAAUUGCAAACAGAAAUAUAAUGGAUGUUCAAGUAUCAAAUAG